AUGACGUCGCUGCGCCGUGAUGACCCCAAUACCAUACCUAGCUCGUCGUCGUCAGAGAAUAGUCCCCUUGGUUGGGCGCGGCCAAAUGAGCGCCUCAUCGAUCUCCUCACUCGCCCGCGCGCGCACGGUGGCUACGGCGGCCGUCUCAGCUACGCGGGAUUUGCUACGUUAGCCACGUCCCUGGGGUGGAAUCAGGAGGAUAUAGACGACUGCUGGUACGACAUCGUGAUGGGUGAGCCGUGUGCCGAGGCAGUCGAUAUGGCACGCGUGGCUGAGUGUGUGUGCAGCUACUGCCUUGCCUCUCCACUUCCCAUGCUGGAACGUUGCACCACCGUUGAAUCGAUUCCGGCUGAGCCCGCAACACCACCUCGGCAGGUGUCGCUCUCCACAGACCGGAACACAACAGUGUUGCUUUCUCCUCCUACCCCGCCGUCCCGCAUGGCGGAAGCCGUUGCACUUGCCACCCUAGAGAAAGACAAGAAGGAGCGCGCAAGGACCGAAACAAAACCACCAAACCUACAAACUUCGUCGCAACGCAGGCGCUCAGUCUUGAACGCCUUCCCUCGAUACGCGGUGGAAACGGUGUCAAGUGAGCACAGGAAAACUUGCGUGUCGCCGUGCCACCCAUCUCACAAAGUCCAAAGCGAGCGAGCUGCAACACAUUCGCCACGACGCGCGUCGGCAGCCCCUGCGACGCCACGCACUUCCGGGGCUUCAGGUAGCACAGUGUUCUUGCGCUUGUACGAAAAAGGAAUGGAGCAGCACCAAAAGCGAACAUCUGCCAGACCGGCUGACGAGACCGCGGCCGAGUGCACCUUCCAGCCUCACAUCACCCCGUAUACAACGAAGCCUCCUGACACGAAGGACGUUCAGUACAAUAGGCCAACGAAGUCCUACUUCGCAAAGCUGACAGCGCAGGAAGCUCAGCAAGACCUCCUGCAUGCCACCCCAGAAACGCCGCGGGUGACGUACCAUCCUGCACCAGGUCCAUCAUCCAGCGUCCCAACAGGCUAUGUCGAAGGCGUAGCACGACUCCGAAGCUACAUCGCCUCUCGCUACACGCGCAGAAGUUUUGAGGGCAGUCUACGAGCAAGCACUUCAACCGACAUCGCGCGUCUGAUGGAGGCACCAAUACUGCGGCUACCAAUCACUGUCGGCGGUGUGACGGACUCUGUCGACGUGCGACUUGCCCCAUCCGACACACGUACCUCACUUGGGCAACGGCACAAUGAACGCAGGGAACAUCUAAGCUCUCGGCAGCCCACUGGAGUUCGUCACGCAUCGCUCCUGUCGCCAUCAAGGAUGCGAUUCGAGUACUAA
This is a messenger RNA of Leishmania braziliensis MHOM/BR/75/M2904, 1320 nucleotides long. RefSeq lists its product as hypothetical. The coding region runs from base 1 to 1320 and encodes 439 amino acids. NCBI's taxonomy places the organism in Eukaryota, Euglenozoa, Kinetoplastea, Trypanosomatida, Trypanosomatidae. The record is from RefSeq and is a predicted model, not a curated record. The transcript has a single exon.